UCUGUGGACUGGGGCAGCCUAUCCUCUUUGCUAGGGGAGGAGUUCAGGUUUUCCGAGAAUAAAAAGGGUUUUUGGCAGCGAAACGAUAUUUAACAUUCCGGAGGCUGAGAUUAACUAACUCCAGAUGUGAAUCCCCGAGAGAGAGAGAGCGGAGAGUGAAAAACAGGGAAGGAAAUCUUCGGGAAGAUAGAGGGAGAGAGAGAAAGAAAAUCCAGGAAAGAGAGAGAGAAGCAGACAGAGUGUGAGAAACAGGGAAGGAGGGAAGUUUCAGAGCUCAACUGAAUGAAAACAUCGUCGCGGGAUCGGGAGGAAAGUUUUCCCAGUUUGGAGAAGUUUCUCAGGAAGUUGCUGAAGUCCCGGGAGGGAGCGAGGUUGAUCGGAAUCCCUGUCGGGUUUAGAGUCGGAGAUGGCCCGGUCUCUCUGGCAGUUUCUCUGCCUCCUGUCGAUCCCCGUGGGAGCGCAGGCUGCCACUUACCCCCAAAGGUACCCCCUGUACUCGGCUGUCCCCGCAGAACCCAGCAGCCAGGCGGCGCCCGGAGUGAGGGCAACCAGCAGGCACAGGAAUUGGUGUGCCUAUGUAGUUACACGGGUGGUAUCCUGCAUCAUUGAAGAUGGUGUAGCAACAUUCGUCAAACCUGAGUAUCAGCCCUGUGGAUGGGGCCCACUACAAUGCCCACGGACAGUGAUUUAUCGUUCCUUCAUGAAGCCGCGAUACAAGAUUGCAUACAAAAUGGUGACAGAAAUGGAAUGGAGAUGUUGCCACGGUUACUCAGGAGAUGACUGUUCGGUGGGUCCACCAGGACAGACUGACAUUGUAUCUCCAAGACCAUAUCAACCCAAUCCAUCUGGUACAAGGCCAUCAGCAGGAUCCUCAGUUGAAGGUGGAACGGAUUCUGAUAAAUCUAAUGAGAUGGAAGAAAAGAUCCAGAAGUUGAAUCAGGAAAUUCACAAUCUUCAGUCCACUAUCCGAGGGAUGAAUGAGAAAUUCCAGGAUGAAAUUCAGAAAGCGAUUGAAAUCGCAAUGAACGGGAGGCAGCCCGCUGAUGCUGCAUCCCACCCUGACAUGAAGGAGACUAUCAAUGAGAUUCAGAGAAAACUCCACCAGAUUGAUAACCGAGUAAAGGAGCAUGAUGGUGAGAUUAACCUUUUAAACACAAUCAAACCAUCUGGAGGUGCUGGGGUCAGUCAGUCUGAGACUGGCCAGAAAUGGUCGGAUCUAAAGGAAGAGCUGGUCAGGGAGGUGGAACGCCGGAUACAAAACUCCUGCUUCUCCUGUCGAGCUGACAUUGAGCUCCUCCGACAACUUCAGGAGGAAGACAGGCAGAGGCUUCGGGAACUGGGCAGAAUAUUCAAUGCCACUGAGCAACACAAUAGGCAUCUAAUAGAAAGCAUUCAUAAGCACAUCAGUGAAAUGCCAGAA
This is a messenger RNA of Chiloscyllium plagiosum (whitespotted bambooshark), 1420 nucleotides long. RefSeq names its product elastin microfibril interfacer 1b (gene emilin1b). Lineage: Eukaryota; Metazoa; Chordata; Chondrichthyes; Orectolobiformes; Hemiscylliidae. The record is from RefSeq and is a predicted model, not a curated record. Gene Ontology annotation, molecular function: protein binding.